AUAGACUGAAUAUACGAACUUAUAACCAAUAAAUCAUAACUUAUAAAGCUCUCUAUUGUAAUUACGAAAAUGCCACCGCGUCCAAAAAUUUACAAGGUCUCCAGACUUAUUUUUUUUGCGGUGGCAUGUUCGUAAUUAUUUUGAGGGGUCUAUAAGUUAUGAUUUAUUGGUUAAAAGUUCCUGUUUUCAGUCUAUAAGUUAGCUUCGCAGUUCUCAGCCUAAGGGCACUUCUCACCUGAUCCGCUCCCUAUAUAUAUAUAUAUAUAUAUAUAUAUAUAUAUAUAUAUAUAUAUAUAUAUAUAUAUAUAUAUAUAUAUAUAUAUAUAUAUAUAUAUAUAUGUAUACUAGCAUGGGCGCGCGCGUUGCGUGACAGUUGAUGCCCAAGCUCGUAGGAAAACAGGAAAUGUGUGGUGCAUAAUAAUGAUAUGCAAAUACAUUACCAAAAGGUAACCGAUAAAAGAGAGUCAAUUAAAUCUAUUACAGCAUGAGCAGAAUAAAAAAACAGUUUAACCAUUUAGGUUAUAAAUAUACAUCGAAGAGUCAUAGUAACAGUUAAUCAAAACAAACAUCACAUGUUUGGAAGUUCAACAAAGGCUGGAACCAUUAUGACAUGCAGUGCUACUGAUCUCGUAGGUAUUGGUGCGACUCGGUGGUUCCUCUAUACCGCAGGAACCAUUAUAUUACCUUUAGUGAUUACACUCAAGUCCAUGCAAACUUAUAUUAUCUAUGUGCAUUAAUGGUUUUAGGCUCCAUGCAAUAAAGAGCCGGUUUAAUAAGGGGGCGGUUUAUUUAAAAAUUACUAUUUUCUUAAAGACCUGAUGUUUGUUAUUGAAUAAGGUCUUCUAAAAGUCUAAGACGGGCAUAGCCUAUAUAAUGCAUAUAGGUUAACAAAGAAUAAGAUGAAGAAAAGGUAGGCUUUGAUACAUGCCUGGCUCUGUUUGUGCUCAUCCAUGUAAAAAUCAAUGAAGUCUCCCUGCCCCUAGACAAUGUUCAUGCACAAAUCCACCUAUACAUAUUGGAACAACAAUAAGACCUUUUCUUGUGCUCUGUUUCUAUAUCUAGAAAAUUAACACAAGAAGCGGAUACUCGAUUUAGAAAAUUGCACCUGUAUUAUCGAGCACGUAUAUGCGACUGAUGUUGUUUUGGCCAGUACCUGUAAGCAUGGAAGAACCAAAGUUAAAAGUUGCAACUACGAAGGAAAGAAUCAAAGAUAAAUCUCAUGCCCCUCUGAUUAUGGAACCUGCAGGUUGCAUCAUAUAAUGAGUGUUAAGUUAGGGUAAAACAUCUAUAGUGAUCAUAUAAUCAGUGUUAAGAAAUCUUGGAAUACACACUCCUAGGCUAUGUUUGGAAUGCGAUAAAGAGGAAGAUGGGAAAGAUUGUCGAAGAAACUACUCUCAUUUUAAUGUUUUAUUAUACAUAGCAAAUUAAAAUGCAAAGAAACUCAAUUCCGAUUAAAACAUUUUAAAGUUCUACAUUCAUUUUUACUCCGUACUUUUUAGUCACUAUAUAACAGAAAUAUAUCAAAAGGGUUGAACUCAUAAUUGAGAGAAUUAUAUUGAAAAGAACCAUUUUUUAUGUAUUCCCUGAAUGACUCUCUCAGAAUUGUUAUCUAUUUUUCAUUCUAAAAUUACAAAGAAAAAGAUAUAAACCAAAAACCGAAAAAAAUAUAGUUUUGAAGGAUCACCCAUAUCCUUGAACUAUCAUUUGAUGCUUAGACCAAAGCUCCAUUGUUCAACAACAAACGAACAUUACCAGGUCACAUUUGGCGAGAAGCCAAGUUCGUCCAUGAAGUGAAUCGACUUUAAUAUCUAUUCAUCAAAUUUCCAACAUCAGCCACAUAUUAAUUUCCUACUUUUAAUUCCAAAUUAAUGGGGUGCUUACAUUAGCCCCACCGUCGAUGAGCUUCUGGGCGCAGGUGAUCUUUCCAUGCAUUGCAGCCAACAUCAAUGGAGUCUGAACCAUCCAAAAUCAACCAAAACAAUAAACACCAUCAGUCGUCAUUAUGGAGAAAUAUAAAGAAAAUGCACAAAAUAUCCAACCAAACAAAAAAGAAGAAGAAGAAGAAGAAAGCGGAAAACACAGUACCUGCUUGUAGCGAUUCAACACAUCCGGAUUGACAGAUAUGUUUAACAGCAUAUUAAGGAUCUGACAAAAUUAACCGAUACCCAUCCAUUAAAAUUGAUUUCAGUAACUAACGAUUUAAUCUUUCAAAUAAAUUAGAGUUGACCUCGAUCUGGCAGUUUAGUGAGUCGUUUUGCUUUAUUCCAUCAUAAUCUCAAGCCCAAAAAUAAUGAAUCUUUGGCUCCAUUGCAAAUGACGGAAAACCUCAUCGAGCUUUUCUGUAUGAAUUGAAAAAGUAAAAACGUGCAUUUGGGUGUCCUCAGAGAUAGUUUCAUCACCGGACAAAAUUGGGACAUGUGUAAGAGCUACACAGUCAAGAGUUGGAUCAGAGAGGUUUUCAUCAUUUCCAAGUGGAGUCUCUAACGUAUCCUUGCCAACAUCACAGGUAACCAAUUGAUGUCAAUCCUCGGUUACCGCCUCGUGGAGGGUGGCCACCGCGGUUUUAUCACAAUCAGGACUCACUGGGAGCUUGACAUCUGUACUCUUAUCACAAUUAGAGUCAUAAGGGGCCACGGUGUGGGGUGUAAAUAACGAAGUGGGACCUGGUUCAAGUAUAGCAGUGACAUAAAAUCGCAACAUUAGGGACAGUAACAUCAUUUUCAUGAAGUGAAACAUUAACAGAAGAAACCACCCAGGCUUUCACAGUUUUGGCGGCUGCAUAUUCAGAAAAUGCAGCAGCCUUUAAGGUCUGGCAAUAUCAGACAUUUUAGGGACUGUAACAUGAAGAAGAGAAAUUUCUUGUGCAUCGACAAGUCUAGUAGAAUUAGCAAUUUUAGGGACUGUAACCAAUGGAUGAAAAUCCUCGGUUACCGCCUCGUGUAGGGUGGCCACUGGGGUUUCAUCGGAAUCAAAACUCACUUGGAUUUCGGCAGGUGUAAUCAUAUCACAAUUAAGAGUCAUCAGUGACAUUAACCGCAACAUUAGGGACAGUAGCAUCAUAUUCAGGGACUGAAACACCAAUAGAAGAAACUAUCCGGGCUUCCAAAGUUAUGGGUGUUGCAAUAUCGGAAAAUGCAUGGGUCUUAAAAGGUCUGGCAUUAUCAACAAUUUAGGGACUGUAACAUUAGUAAAAGAAAUUGGUUGGGCAUCUAAAGGUGUGGCAUUAACAAUAACAUCAGUAACAUGUAAGUCAUCAAUAAAAAUGCAAAAUAAAUAGGACUAAUAGAUUAAGUGAGACUGUUAGCGGUUAUAUUUAAAUAGGACUAAUCAAGUGUUUGGAUUUGCAGAAUAGUUAAUCCAUUACUUUUGGACCGGUUAAGGAAAUAAAUAGGACUAAUAGAUUAAGUCCUAUUUACUAACGGAGUCGAGCAAAUAGCUAUAGUAAUUUGCAUCUAAAUAGGACUGUUUGGAUGCAAGCAACAAACGGAGCCGAGCAAAUAGCUAUAGUAAUCCCAGCAAUGCUAAGAAUGUGUCUCUGUGUAUAUAAGAAAAUGUAAAGCAAACUAUUUACUACAAAAAACAAAAGAUAUAUUAACUGUAAUAAAAUCCCACAUUUCAAUACAUUACCGUUAAUGUAAGUUGUCCAACAAGGAUAAAACAGCAAUCAAGCUAUUGAUCUCAGCAAAUAAUCGCCUUCUUCCAACGGGAUUUGUAACUGUUUUGGCAAUAACAGUCACUUUCUGCAAAAAGAAAGGGUGGGUUAGUUAAAGAAAUGGUAAGCUAAUUUAAAAUUUUAAAUACAUGUCACUCUGCGUCCAGAAAAGAGAGAACUAUUUACCUGAAAGUAGAAGAAGGAUGAGAUAAUUGCACUCAGCCACAUGAAUAAGGAUACACAUUGUAAAUAUGUUGAUGACAAGAUAAGUCGUAUCCCAUCUAAUAUGGCCCAGAGCUGUUGAGGCUUUCCAAUUGAGGAAGACAAUUCUGGAGACGAUUUUGUGUGUGUCACACUGUCACAUCUGUUUGAUCAGUAGGAUGAUCCACACCAACUAACCUACAUUCUCAUAAAACAAAAAGUAAGAUACAAUUUAUGAGUCAUGCCCCUUCUUAUUGAACAACAUAUUCUGCAUGUUAAUAUAUGAUUUUAGCAUAGCGCCAUAGGGACUGUAGAAUAAAUAGGAACCGAGUAACUUAUUCUCAUGAAGGCCUAGGUGAACAUAAAUUAUAAGUGUAUGUGUAUCAGUGUAUGUUUGGAUCCUAGAAAAUGCUAGGUGUGUGAGGAGGGUGAAGAAAGUUAUUUUCUUAUUUUAAGCUUUACCUGGAAGAUGCAAAGUAAACUAAAAAAUAUUUGGUUUUUUUAUCUUUUUAAAUACAUUUAUUUUUUAACGUUUAUCUAGUUCAAAUAAAUAAAUAAAAAGGUACUUGAACAAAUAUCUCAAUGUAUGCAUCCUAGAAAAUGAUAUGUGGGGGGCUACGAAAAGUGAUUUUCUUACGUUGGGAUUUACCAUGGAAAAUGCAAAGGAAAAGUUAAAAAUUGAUUAGCUUUUCUCUUUUAUAAAUGUAUUAAGAUUUCUUAGUGUUUAAUUAGUUGAAUAAAUACAUUAAAUUUACUUGAACAAAUAUCUCAAAUAAAUUGAUUGAGUUUGAGCAAAAUUUCUAUUUUCCUCAAAUUCUCUUACAUACUUCCAGUUUCACUCCCAAUUCUCUUUCCCUAGUACUUUCCAGGUUAUAAAACAGACUCUUAUGAGUGAAGAUUCAAGGAAAUGUUGGCAUUUGGUAGAAAGAACAAUAGAAAAAAUAGAGAGGAUAUGGACUUAAACCUGAUGGGCGAUUGCUCUUCGGGAAGAUGGGAGAUAUCUUUAUUUAUUCCCUUAGAUGAGUGUGAAGCAAGUUCCAUGAGAAAACCAGCAACAAGAAGUAAUUCUUCGAGGGAGGAAAACAAGCUAAGUGACUGUACAAAAGUAAUGAAUGUACCUGGUGACCCAGGAGGGGGGGGUCAAAGAUACACCUAAGCAUUUUUGUUUCUUAAUGGCGUGAAGAAUUUGUCAGGGCAGUCUUUCUUGGCUGCCGAUAUACCUGUAACAAUAGGAAGAUUAUGGGAAACAGGGAGGUCCUCAGAUGGAGCAUCAUCAUAGGACAAAUUUGAGGUAACUGUGGACUGUAGUAUCAACUUUGGCUUCAACUUCAGGUGGAUCAGAAUAAAGCCAUCAUCUCCCGAACAUGUUGUGCGUUUUGUCUGAGCAGCAGUAGCAUCAAUCAAGUGAGCAUCAGUGACAAUCAAAAGCAGAUGAACUUCACCAACGGUUACUGCCUUGUUAGAGGUAGCCACCGGGGGUUCAUCUAAGCCUACCAUAGUAUCCAAAUUGGUCGGUGUGCCAUUAAUGGCUCCCAAGCCAGCAUCAAAAGGGCCUGGGCCAGAAUUUUCCUCAUGGACAGUUUGAAGAGCAAUAUCAAGUGCAACACUAAACUGCUUCAAAAGAUAAGUUUUAAGAAGGGAUGGUUGCCAACAUAUAUAGAUACAACUUAUAUAUUCUUCUUUCCCAAUCAUCACUCAGGAGGUUCAUGGCAUUUUCUGUUUCCAGGCAGCAAUCUAGUGUGCUCCAAAAAAGCAAAUAAGAAGCUGCACAAAAUUGAUACUGGCAUUCAAAAUUAAUGAUGACUCACAGUUUUGUAGAACACCAGCAUCCACGAAAGAACAAAAUUCCCCUACGCUAAUAGAAAAUUUAAUUCAUUACUCAAAAUUAAGAAUUAGUUUGAAAAAACUAAUCUCAAUAUAACUAAACUGUAGGGCAUAUCUCCUCUUAAGAGUUUGGCUGUUGGACCAGAAGAAAAUUAAAAAACAGUUGAAUAGUACUCAGAAAGAGUUUCUUCAGUGGACCUGUUUUGGACAAUGUUGGCAACUGAGCUAGUUGGGACAAUUUUUAGGUUAUUCAGAGUGGUAACAUUAGAUGAUGGAUCAGAAAAGGGAUCAUCAUUUCUCGAAUCCAAGGUUUGACUCAAAGAAUCAAACUUGUUAAUCUUCGGGACCUCAUAUUCUUUCUGAGCCUCAGAAGCAUCAUCGGCAACAAGGUGAAUAUCAGAUGUAAUUACUAUAAUCUCUGAGACAGAUUAAUCAUAAGCAAUAAUACUGUUAUCACAGGCAACUUUCUCACAUGCAACAUUUUCACAGGCAACAUUUUCACAAUCAGUAAUAGCUUAAUAGGGACAGGGGCAUUUUCACAUUAAUCAAUAUCAGGGCCAUCUUUUACAGAACAGUUCACAAUAAGAACAUUUUCACUAUCAGUAACAGGGACAGAAGCAACACAAAUAAUAAGAGCAUUACAGGCAACUUUAGUAUUGCAGAAGUUAUCACAGUAAGUCUCACUUGGAGUCCCCUUAAAUCUUAAUGAGUGAAGCGGAAAUGGAUAAGUUAUUGUUGAAAGUUGGGGCUCUGUUAUUGUUGAAAUUAUCACAGUAAGUCUGCAGACUUUUCCUUUACACAUCGGGGUGUGUAUUUUUGGCAGCAGUAACCUCAGCAUCCAAAGAAGGCUGGAGCAUCAUCGAUUUGGGUCCAAUUUGAGAAAACCCUAGGGCUCGAAGGCCUUCCGAAUAGCAGCCAGAGGGUGGGUGGCCAUAAGGGCAGGUCCCAACCAGAGAGUAACAACAGAAAUUAGAGGACAGAACCUUGACUUCAUCUUAGGAGAAGGAACCCCCAAAUAACCUUUAAAUCUUAGCGUUGCCAAUGUCUGAGAAGGAGUCUGGAUGUGAGUACAGGCGGUGGCCGGGUACAGACUACCUUACCGCCGCUGCAUACAAGGGCUUCCUUGCAGCGCCAACAGUAUCAUGGUCCUCCGCCUCCGGCAUUAGGAUGUCGCACAGGCAUCGGGUGAGAAGCACGAGCAACGAAAUUAAGAGAGAAGGUAGAGCAGCGGAUGAUAGACAUAUUAUCUCACUCGAAGAAGCCCAUCCACACACUGGAACAGGAACAAACAGAAGCAAGCAUUUUCUCAGCCACACGAAAAAUUGGAACCGAGGGAAAAAGACGGUAACAGAGCGUUAGUUUCCUCUGCGCCAAUUUGAUGUUUCCGUCGAGCACUGUAUAAACGGAAAUAGGACCACUAACGCUCUUAGAGCCUUUAAUAUAUAGUAGGAUAGGAUAUAUAUAUAUAUAUAUAUAUAUAUAUAUAUAAUAAAGAUCAAAUGAGAACAAUGCUUAACAUGAGAACGUGAGAACACCACAUUUACCACAACGUGUUGCACAAUGAAGCUUGUAUAUUGCACUUUUUCGUGUUUUCACAAUAUUUACCAAAAUGCCACCGUGUUUAUUUAGUAUAGGCUUAAUCGAGCAAAUUGAAAAUGUGCAACAUAAUAGCUCCAUUGUUCACCACAUUGAUUUAAAUGUGAGUGUUCUCACGUUCUCACGUUAAGC
This is a messenger RNA of Cuscuta europaea, 7405 nucleotides long. The record is from the annotation of a GenBank genome assembly. NCBI's taxonomy places the organism in Eukaryota, Viridiplantae, Streptophyta, Magnoliopsida, Solanales, Convolvulaceae.